UGGUAUUCUGGUUGGGUUUGUUGUUUUUUAACUACUGUUCAGUUUGCCUUUUCUCGUGUGUGUUUUGGCUACAUAAUUGUUUCGUUCGUUUUCUGUUUUCAACAUUUUUUUUUUCAACUCCUUCAUCAUAGUGAAAUAAAUAGGGAUUUAUUACCGACACAGAAAAAAAAACAACACACAACGCAUUGACUAGAAUCAGUGUGGUGUAGAAUUUAACGCGAACAGAAAACAGAAUUGAGAAGAAAAAAGAAACAAAUAAACAUAAAAACUAAAAUUCAAUAGUCUCCAUGCUGAAAUUGCGAGUGUGAAAAUAGAACAAACAUUUGAAAUCGCUGAAAAAUAGUGAAUUUAUCGAUAUUUUAGAUGUCGGUUUAUUUUCCUUCCAGAGGCUACUCGUAUUCUCUCUUCACUUUUAUCAACGGUGCGGUGGGUGUGUGUGUAUAUAUACACGUAAAUUUGGAGUGUUUGAUUUCAACAGUCCGUAGACAAAGACAAUUUAUCAUCGAAUAGCAUUUAUUUUGGAUAUUUUUUUUGUGUUUCUCCUUUUAUUGUUGUUUUACGCUGAGCGUCGAUUAAUUUGAAGGUAAAAAAAACAACAAAUUCAAACCAAAAGUGCAUUCAACUGCAAGAACGAUAGCGAGUAAAUUCAAUUGAAAAUAUGAAUUACGAAAACGUGUGAAUUAAAUCAGUAGUAUUUUGCGUACGUGAUUGAAAGAAAAAAGAUUGAGGUGCGAAAAUUGGAGCCAAUCGACAAGUCGAUUGUGACGUAAGUGAAUUGCUUCAAUUUGCAUGAGAGAUUUAAAAAAAUGUCGAAUCUACCAAGUUAUAAUUCGGCAACCGCUAGUCUUAUGACUGAAUCAGAUGAAACGAUUAGUAUGCAAAACAACAACGUAACAAACCAUCAACAAGAAUUACAAAUGCAACAACAGCCGCAACAACAAAAACAACAAAUGCAGCAGCAGCAACAACAGCCCCAAAUUCCAUACCACGAUCCGCCUUAUCUAAUUCGCAAUUCACGUGCAUUUCGUCACUUUAAAAACCCUCCGCAACCGCAUAUGUGCAUCAAAGACCGUACAGAUGAUGGUCAAGAGCUCUUCAUAAACGUAAUGAGCUGGACGAAAAUCUGUAUGCCACACUCUGAAACUGAUCCAAUACCAUUAUGGGGCGGCAUGAAAGUUGUGUCAGGUAGUCUAAAAUCACCACCAUUAAUGUUUGCCGUCAUGGCAAAUCCAGCCAUUUUAAAACAUGUUGGAAGAAAAUGCUCAGAUGCUGAGGUAUUUACUCACUUAGAAAAGGAGAGAUAUGCACUCGUCAAAUUAAUGUGUGAUUUUGUUGAAGCAAUGAAUCCCGGACUCAAAUUAUCCAGAGAUGCGGAGAUUCUGAAGGAUCGUGAUUUGUCGGGCGAAUUAAAAGAUAUCUGGGGUGCAGUUCAAGCGAAAAGAUUGCGUGAAAAAGAUUCGGCUCCAUCAUAUGAAAGCUAUUUAGCCUCGCAGAAUCAGGUUUACAUCGAUUUUGGGCCGGCCGAUGUACCAUAUCAAUUGGAACGAGUCAGUGAACCACAACAGCAACAACAGCCAAUUCAACCGAUUAAGAAUGGCAAAGAACAGUCAAAACAUCAAUCAAACAGUGUCUUAAAUGUGGACGAAGUUGACAAUAAUAUUCCGCAACAAAUACUCGACAGUCAUCAGAAUAGUCUCAAUGCGCUCGAUAAUAGUCCAGAGAUGGCGAGCAAUAAUCGUAAUACAAUUGAAAAUAAAUAUAUUCGUGUGACAAAGCCUUUGACGUCGCCACCGCCACCGAUCAAUCCGACGACGACGACGACAACGAUGCCAAUGAUAACAACAACGACCGACAGUGAUUCCAAUAAAAACGAUCGACAAUUGACGAAAAAGGAUAAGCUUAGCGGUUUUCUUCCAAAUAGUUGCCAUAAUAUAUUUCCAUUCAUCAAAACCAAAUCGAGCGGCCACGAUAAAACAAACGCGCACAAAGAGAAAAACGACACAAACCAAAAAGAUCAGCACGCAAUGCAACAGCAACAGCAACAAAGUAACAAUAUAACACGUAAAAUACUACACAGUAGCAAAGAUAACAAUAAGCUCAUACAGAACAAAGACACUGCCAAUUUAGAAAGUGAAAUUAGAAAUUUAGACAUUGGUAAAAGCAACAUAAUAUAAAAUUAAGAGAAUUCAAUUUGCUCUUUCUAUAACUUGGUGCGAUAGCAAUAUGUAUAACAUUUGAUAAAAAAUCGAGAUUGACGCGCGUUCGAUCGUUUGUUCUCCUCACAAACAUUUGAUAUGUGCUUCGUAUACGAAACAACUAUGUGAACCGAUGCGUAUUCGAACCAAUAAUCAGUCAGUUUGGUUUUAUUUGUUUAUAUUCACAUUGCAUUUUCCUUACAUUUAUUUUUCUCGUUUUUCGAUUAUUUGGCUAGCCCAGGGACAAAAUGCUUGUUGUGUCCAUAAAAAAACCAUGAAAAAAAUUAAAAAGGCAAAGAGAACAAAACAAUGCAUUUACCAAAGAAUGUUUUCCCCAAAUAUUGAAUCAACGAAACACCUCCAACGAGCUAGCUAAACAUUUCCAGAUUUUUAUGGUAUUAGUUUUACAUUGAUCUCACAUUAGGCAUUUCGUUAGUUUUCGCUUCAAUUUCUUUGAAACCAACCUUAUUAGGGCCAACUUUUUUUUGUAACGCACACACAAACUAGUAGAAACGUGACGUCUUCUUGGCUCUCGCGAUCAGAUAAAUUGCCUAUCGGUGAAAAAGUAUUAAAGAAAAUUUUAUAUUAUGAUACAUGAUUCGAACAAAUCGAAUCGAACUUUCGUGUGUGCUUCCCAAAAUUCAAAAUCAGAUGAAUAAAAGCCAAUAGAAUGAAAAGAAAAACUCAUUCCGAGUCAAUUUAGAAUAUAUUGACUUCGGCCACAUAUUAUUACAAUUAAAUGAUGAUGUGUGUGUGUUUGUGUGUAUAUGUUUUCGCGUUAAGCCAUUUUGCUGUACAGUUUAAAACGAACAAAAUUGGUUGCUGGACUCGUAUUUUACAUGUCACAUUUCUGUAAUCAUUCAUUCUUAUUAUAAUACCGAUGCCAUAUUUGUUAGCUAUAAGAAUGAUCGUUUUCUAAAGCAUUGGUCAAAGGAAAGGAAAAGAAUCCAUUUUGAAAUGAGAAUUUGAGUUAGGAAGAAAAUUAAUUUUUUUGGAGAUAAUUUUUCUUUAUUAUUUUCGCAGAAAAUAAGAACAAA
This is a messenger RNA of Contarinia nasturtii (swede midge), 3232 nucleotides long. RefSeq lists its product as uncharacterized. Lineage: Eukaryota; Metazoa; Arthropoda; Insecta; Diptera; Cecidomyiidae. The transcript is spliced from 4 exons. Bases 807 to 2174 code for a protein of 455 amino acids. The record is from RefSeq and is a predicted model, not a curated record.